Molecule: messenger RNA, 2793 nt
Organism: Populus trichocarpa (black cottonwood)
Lineage: Eukaryota; Viridiplantae; Streptophyta; Magnoliopsida; Malpighiales; Salicaceae
Product: stachyose synthase
Exons: 4
Coding region: 115-2715 (866 amino acids)
Source: RefSeq, a predicted model, not a curated record
UUUUCUUCCAUAUACAGUGCCUUAUAAAACUCUAUAAAAUCCUCAAUAUAGUUAUCCUCCAUAACAUUGUAUUCUUCUUUUAGCUCUCUGUUUUUGGCUCUGUUUUCCUCUGCCAUGGUUGCCCCAAAUGAUCCUUCUAGUCUGCCUCUUAGAAUUUGUAAACCGGAAAGUCUAGACAAAUACUUCGAAUUGUUGGAUGGGAAAUUCAGUGUAAAAGGUUUUCCAUUGCUUUCUGAAGUUCCAAGCAACGUGGUUUUUGCUCCCUUUUUGUCUAUUUAUAAAUCCUCUGAUGCUCCGCUUGCUCUGCUCCAACGUGUCCAAGCUCUGUCGCACAAGGGCGGAUUCCUUGGGUUCCACAAAGAGGCUCCGUCAGAUCGCUUAAUGAACUCCAUCGGUAAGUUUACUGGUAGGGAAUUUUUGUCCAUCUUUAGAUUCAAAACUUGGUGGUCUACCAUGUGGAUGGGUAGCUCUGGGUCUGAUUUGCAAAUGGAAACCCAAUGGGUUCUCCUUAAUGUUCCCGAAAUAAGGUCUUAUGUCAUAAUCAUACCUGUCAUUGAUGGGAGAUUUAGGUCUGCUUUCCAUCCUGGAACUGAUGGUCAUGUCAUGAUUUGUGCUGAGAGUGGUUCUACUAAGGUGACAGCAUCAUCUUUUGAUGCUAUCGCUUAUGUUCAUUUGUCUGAAAAUCCUUACAAUAUCAUGAAAGAGGCCUUUAGUGCACUUAGGGUCCACCUCAAUACCUUCAAGCUUCUGGAAGAGAAAACUGUCCCUUCUCUUGUUGAUAAAUUUGGGUGGUGCACUUGGGAUGCAUUUUAUUUAGCUGUAGAGCCUGCUGGUAUAUGGCAUGGUGUGAAUGAUUUUGUCGAGGGUGGUGUCUCUCCGAGGUUUCUCAUCAUUGAUGAUGGCUGGCAAAGCAUCAAUACUGAUGAUGAGAAUCCGAACGAGGAUGCUAAAAACCUAGUUCUUGGUGGAACUCAAAUGACUGCCAGGCUUCACAGGCUUGAUGAAUGUGACAAGUUUAGGAAGUACAAGGGAGGGUCUCUGUUGGGACCUAACCCUACUUCAUUUGAUCCAAAGAAGCCAAAGAUGCUUAUCUUAAAGGCAAUUGAAAUCGAGCAUGCUGAGAAUGAUCGCGAUAAGGCAAUCCAAUCUCGUGUAACUGACUUGUCUCCUUUUGAAACUAAAAUUCAAAAGUUGAAACAAGAACUGGAUGUUAUUUUUGGUGGAGAAGAAAAGAGUGUUUCCAGUGGGAGUGGUGGAAGUCGUUCUUGCAAGGCUGAAAGUUAUGGCAUGAAAGCUUUCACGAGAGAUUUGAGGACAAAGUUUAAGGGUUUGGACGAUAUUUAUGUGUGGCAUGCUCUCUGUGGUGCCUGGGGUGGUGUCAGGCCAGAUUCUACUAAUCUGAAUUCAAAGAUCAUUUCUUGCAAACUGUCUCCUGGUCUGGAUGGGACAAUGGCUGAUCUUGCUGUGGUUAAGAUCGUUGAAGGUGGUAUUGGUCUUGUUCACCCUGACCAAGCAGGCGAUUUCUAUGAUUCUAUGCACUCCUACCUUGCCGACGCUGGCAUUACAGGAGUGAAAGUAGAUGUCAUUCAUAGCCUUGAGUAUGUUUCUGAAGAUUAUGGAGGCCGUGUUGAGCUUGCAAAGGGCUACUACAAGGGCCUGUCAGAUUCCCUGUCAAAGAAUUUCAAAGGAUCUGGACUCAUUUCCAGCAUGCAACAAUGCAAUGAUUUCUUCUUCCUUGGAACAAAGCAGAUAUCCAUGGGAAGAGUAGGUGAUGACUUCUGGUUCCAGGAUCCAAACGGAGAUCCGAUGGGAGUUUACUGGCUGCAAGGGGUCCAUAUGAUCCAUUGCGCCUACAACAGCAUGUGGAUUGGUCAGAUUAUAAAACCUGACUGGGAUAUGUUCCAAUCUGACCAUCUGUGCGCCAAAUUUCAUGCUGGAUCAAGAGCUAUUUGUGGAGGACCUGUAUAUGUGAGUGACUCGGUGGGUGGGCAUGAUUUUGAACUCCUCAAGAAACUUGUUUACCCUGAUGGUACCAUUCCCAAGUGCCAAGAUUUUGCCCUGCCGACAAGGGACUGCCUCUUCAGGAACCCUUUAUUUGACAAGAAAACAAUUCUCAAGAUUUGGAACUUCAACAAGUAUGGAGGUGUGAUUGGAGCUUUCAACUGCCAAGGAGCUGGAUGGGACCCCAAGGAGCAAAGGAUCAAGGGCUACUCAGAAUGCUACAAGCCACUGUCUGUUUCUGUUCAUGUUACCGACAUUGAAUGGGACCAGAAGAAAGAGGCUGCUCAAAUGAGUGAGGCUGACGAGUUCAUCGUCUAUCUCAACCAGGCAGAGGAGCUGCUACUUGUAUCGCCAGAAUCUGACGCAGUUCAAAUUACCAUCCAACCAUCUACAUUUGAGAUCUUCAGCUUUGUGCCCAUCAAGAAGCUAGGCGGCACCAGUAUCAGUUUUGCUCCUGUUGGGCUGGCCAACAUGUUUAAUAGCGGCGGCACAAUUCAAGAAGUGGAGUAUUUUGAUUCUGAAGCGGAGACUUGUGUAAAGAUUGAGGUUAAAGGCGGAGGGAGUUUCUUAUCUUACUCAAAUGCAUCUCCAAAGAAGGGUUUCUUGAAUGGGGCUGAGGCGGCUUUUGAGUGGCUGGAUAACGGCAAACUGGCCUUGAAUCUCCCUUGGACGGAAACCGCUGGUGGCGUAUCUAAUGUUGCUUUUCUUUUUUGAAGUCUCACAACUUGUUUAGUCGUAGAAGUUUGAAGCCAUGUCGACUAAGCAUCUAAAAUAAACCAGAUUUUGAGUGUA